This is a messenger RNA of Sitophilus oryzae (rice weevil), 1112 nucleotides long. RefSeq names its product D-arabinitol dehydrogenase 1-like. Bases 40 to 1077 code for a protein of 345 amino acids. The record is from RefSeq and is a predicted model, not a curated record. The transcript has 6 exons. NCBI's taxonomy places the organism in Eukaryota, Metazoa, Arthropoda, Insecta, Coleoptera, Curculionidae. Gene Ontology annotation, molecular function: zinc ion binding; oxidoreductase activity.
UAUCAGUAUUAGUUCAAAGUAAUUUGUGUUGGGAUAAGCAUGGAGGCUCUUCAGUUCACAGGAAAGACCAAAAAGUUGCAGUACGUGCAGAUACCCGUACCGAAGAUCACUGAACCGAAUCAAGUAUUAGUAAAAGUUGCAUAUGCAGGGGUUUGUGGUACUGACUUGCAUAUAAUUGGGGGAGAAUUUCCAUGUAGCGAAGAUACUGUUACACUCGGACAUGAGUUUUCUGGGACAGUUCUUGAUGUUGGACCUAGUGUAAACAAUGUAAAAAAAGGAGACAGAGUAUCUAUAGAUCCAAAUGAAGGAUGCAGAUGCUGCGACUAUUGUCAUUCUGGCAAUCCACACUAUUGCAAUAUCGGUGGAAUUAACAGCACCAUAGGAAUUCAUAGGCAUGGUGGUUGGGGUACCUACGCUUUGGUACCUAAUCAUUCGCUUCAAAAAUUACCCGAUGGUGUAUCACUGGAACAAGGGGCAUUGGCUGAACCAAUUUCAUGCUUGUCUCACGGAUGGGACAUGCUAUCGCCUGUAACCGUAGGCUCCAGAAUAUUGGUCCUUGGUGCCGGUAUAAUAGGAAACUUAUGGGUUUGCCUGUUACAUCUCCAAGGUCAUAGGCGAGUGACAGUAUCCGAACCAAACGUUAGCAGACUCAAUUACACAAAAAAACUAGAUACUGGAUAUGAUCUUAUCACACCUGACCAACUAAGGAAAAACAAGGAAACAGUACCUGGAUAUGGUUUCGACGUUGUCAUAGAUUGCAGUGGAUAUUGUCCCGCAAUUGAGGAGGGAUUAAGCUUAUUAGACAAAGGAGGCAGAUUGUGUUGUUUUGGAGUUGCACCUCCUCACGGCACAAUAACGGUUUCUCCAUAUCAGCUCUAUCUCAAAGAAAUAUCUAUUUUUGCCGUAAACGUGAAUCCAUUCAGUUUCGUGAAAUCAGUCGGCUUCAUCGAGGCUCUAGGAACCAGAUACUUGGACUACAGCAAACUUGGAGUGGAAGUGUUCACGUUAAAAGAGUACCAGAAAGCGAUGGAUUUGUUAAAAGUUGGAAAAAUUGCUAAAGCCGUGUUCAAGCUGUAAAGUGAUUUAAAAAAUACAUUACUACCUUUAAAACA